Messenger RNA from Gymnodraco acuticeps, 2135 nucleotides. Its product is annotated as phosphatidate cytidylyltransferase 2-like. Lineage: Eukaryota; Metazoa; Chordata; Actinopteri; Perciformes; Bathydraconidae. Gene Ontology annotation, cellular component: endoplasmic reticulum membrane. The transcript is spliced from 4 exons. Gene Ontology annotation, molecular function: phosphatidate cytidylyltransferase activity. The record is from RefSeq and is a predicted model, not a curated record. Bases 1641 to 2129 code for a protein of 162 amino acids.
CGCCAUUAGUGUCUUGAUGCAAACGUUUUGUAAAGUGAUGCUCGACCAAAGACGUGCUGUUGGGUUGUGUGCUCUCUGCAGGACAGUGUCUGUACUCAAAGAUUGUUUAUGAAAUGAGAGCUUCACUCUGUUUUUGGUGUCCAAACGAUGGCAACAGAGCGAUACGUCUUCUUUCCAGCAGAUGGCAUAAAUGUUACAUCAUCCAGUUCAACUGUCAUCCACAUAUUAAUGAUUCAAAACAUCAAUGUAAGAUAUGGCUCGUAAAUUGACUAUUUCAACAGAAUGUGAAGGGGUUACAGUCUUGAGGCCAUGUCCAAUAUGUUUAUGUUUUGUUUGAUUAAAUCUACUGAAAUGAGCAUUUAAUUAUUACAUUAUUCUUAAUUACUUUCAUUACAUCAUGGGUUUGCAUUGCAAUAUUAGAACGCAUAAAACCCAACUUUAUUUCUUCUAAGUUGCGGGUGUUCAUUGUUUAGAAGUCCGCUGUGUUUCAUCCAAGCUUCUUCUUUGUGCUCCGAUAAUGCUGAAAGUAUCUGUUGUAUGCUUUACCUGCUCCAGUAACAAAAGUGUAGUUCACUGGACAUCGACAAGAGAUAGUGGAUGGAUCCAGAGGAGAACCAGAAGAUAGCCCGUAUAGAGCCUUCAGGUUCUGAAAAUGAUCAGGGAUAGAGCUAGAAGAUAGCCAGUAUAAAGCCAAGAAAGACCAGUAGAAAGACAGGAAGGAGCCAAAAUAGUUUGUAUUUUUUAUUUUGUAAUAUUCAAGCUCUUCUCUUAAGAUAUUAGAACUUCCUAUCACAACAUGUAUCCUUUUAUUCCAAUUAAAAAACGCUACUUUUUUGCUGCCAAUUGUUGAGAUUGUUUCACAGCUUUAUCUUAAAUAUUUAGACUUUUUUCUUUGCAUAUAGAUUACAUAGGAUGAACAGCACAAUCCACUCUGCUGGAUUCUGCUCUAAAUGCAUGCAAACAUCUCGCUGUAUCCAAACUCCUGCAGUUGUAUUGUUCUGGAUUCAUAGUGAAGUGUAUUAGAUGUUCUGCACUGUUAUUGUUAUGUAUUCUAUGUAAAGUGAAAUACCCAUAACAAAAUUCAGAAAAGAAAAGUGACUCACUUGAGGAAAAAGGUUCUGAACCAGUGAGAGUUCUUCAUUUGCACAUAAACAUGGUAAAAUAUUUAGAGUUGUGACCAGAUGGUGUCGCCCGCUGCACACAUUUAACGCUCUGUAUUUUAUUGAUUUAUUUAGCCUUUUAUACCACACUGCAAGUCUGACAUUUAUUAAUGAGACUACAGGAAGUUACACUGCAGAUUUAAACACUUAUAAACACAGCUCAAGUGUUUCACAGCCAGAAAUAUUCAAGCAGAAAAAUCAGUGCCUGUUUAAUCAAAGGGAAAGCAAUCAUCUAAGACAACAUUUGUGAAGCGGAUACAAUCAACUCAGCGUACAAGACACAUAAAUCCUGUGAUGUUUGGACAUAAUCCAGGCUCUAUGUUCACAUAGAGAAUGAUAUCACAGUGUUUUGGGGCCUAUGUCGGUUAAAAGCCAGCAGAAGGGUGUAUUAGUCUGUCAAAUAACUCGUAAAGUUGUAAAUUAACAAGAAAUAAACUGUGAUAGUGUUUGAAGCUUGUUCUCCCCCAGCUCUCCUACGUGAUGUCCGGCUGGCGUUACUUCGUCUGCCCGGUGGAGUUCAACAACGACUCCAACCGGUUCCAGGUGGACUGCGAGCCGUUGGAGCUUUUCCAGCUGCAGGACUACACCCUGCCCUCCGUCCUGGAGUCCUUCACCGGAUGGACCAAGGUGCGUCUGUAUCCGUUCCAGAUCCACAGCCUCGCUCUCUCCUCCUUCGCCUCCAUCAUGGGACCCUUCGGAGGAUUCUUCGCCAGCGACUUCAAGACAUCCUUCAAGAUCAAAGAUUAUGCCAACACGAUCCCGGGUCACGAUGGCAUUAUGGACCGGUUCGACUGCCAGUACCUCAUGGCCACAUUUGUUAACGUCUACAUUGCCAGCUUCAUCAGGGGCCCGGACCCCAGCAAGGUGAUCCAGCAGCUCCUGGCGCUGCGCAUCGACCAGCAGCUCCACAUCUUCAACUCCCUGACGGAGAAGGGUUUCCUGCCGGCGGUGGAGGACGUCAUGGCCUAGAGCCCC